Danio aesculapii is the source of this 974-nucleotide messenger RNA. Its product is annotated as E3 SUMO-protein ligase NSE2-like. The transcript has 7 exons. Gene Ontology annotation, cellular component: Smc5-Smc6 complex; nucleus. Lineage: Eukaryota; Metazoa; Chordata; Actinopteri; Cypriniformes; Danionidae. Gene Ontology annotation, biological process: double-strand break repair via homologous recombination; protein sumoylation. The coding region runs from base 83 to 775 and encodes 230 amino acids. The record is from RefSeq and is a predicted model, not a curated record. Gene Ontology annotation, molecular function: SUMO ligase activity; zinc ion binding.
GAAAUCGAGGUCUUUUAUAUUGACAUUUCGAAACCGGAAACAGCCUCUUUGUGGCGCUACUUUUGGCCAAGUCGGUGCAGAGAUGUCUCUCAGCUCAGUGAACUCCACCUUGUCCAGUCUCAAAUCCUGUCAAGCAGAUGUUGGAGAUUAUAUGGAUAUGGUGUCCGACGUUGCGCUGGGAAUAGUCGAAGCACAAGGUAUGGAAAACAGCCCAUCUCUGAAGAAACUGGGGGAGAUGAUUAUGGAGUGCUCCAGACUAGACAGUGAAAUCAACUGUUUAGUGGAGUCCGUCAAUGAAAUGACUGCUCAGGUCAGACAUGAACCUCCAGAGGCCAUGGUUAAUCUGAGAAGCUCUGUAAAGGACCGCUUCACUGAUCUGAUCGCUGGAGUUUCAGAUUCAGACCUGCGAAGGCACAGCAAGGUGGUUGCUUUUAAAGAGACGGUCAGGAAAUAUGCCAUGCAAGCUCAGAAUCCUGCUGAGAAUGAAGAGGAAGAGCUGGAUGAGGACAUUGCUGUAACACAGAGCCAGACUAACUUCAUCUGUCCUCUCACGCAGGUUGAGAUGGUCAAUCCAGUGAAAAACAAGAAAUGCAGUCAUUACUAUGACCAAGAGGCAGUGCUUGAAAUGAUUAAGAACAAGCACAAAAAUAAGAAGAAAUUUCGUUGUCCAAAGGUUGGCUGUGGAAACACAGAUGUACAGGAGUCGGAUCUUGAGCUGGACCUGAUUAUGAAGAGAAUGAUCCAGAACCAGAAGAGACAGAGUGGUAAAACCUAAGACAAUCAUGCAGAUGUUAUGGCUGUUCACACUGAAAUGGGAGCAUAGUUUGUUCUAGAAAAUCCCUGAAAUCUAGAACUGAAUGCAAAAUUUGGUUCAUGUUAUUGUUAAUGUACAUUUUUAGUUACGUUUGUAAUACAAAUAUAAUUGCGCUGUUUGUCAGUUAUGACGUUUUCUAAAGAAAUAUUUUAAUCAUUCU